AUGAGACGGCCGAAUGUACAACCAUAUUCAAAAUAUGAUGUUGCAUCAUUAGGUAAAAGCUUAAAUUCAAUGUGUAUUAUGUUAGAAACGCUGGAUGUCCGUGAGUCUAAAAGUAUUGAUUUAACAAUUGGUUUUCUAUUGAAACCAUUAUUAGCUAUGAUGAAAUUAACUGGUUUAUACUAUGAACAUUCGUCAAAACCAGAUAAACAAAAACAGAAUCGAUUACAUCUUGUCUAUUGUAUAUUUGUUUGCUUUUUAUCAUGGUCCAACACAUUAAGAUUUAUAUCCAUAUUUUUCUUAACUAAUUUCAAACAUAAAGCUGAACAGUAUUUACCGUUGUUAAUGACAACGCUUGUUGCACAAUUAUGGUUACUGCUUUGUUCUUGUUCACAUACGACAUUCAUUAUUAGUUCAUACCAGAGAAAUAAAUUUUACACAAUUAUGUUUAAUUAUAAUUUUUGUAAACUUAUUAAAUGUCAACCGGGCAUAUCAAAACGCUUUAAAUUUGGAAUAUACUCAACGAUUACACUUUGUUUGAUUACUAUCCUAUCAAAUACAUUAGCAUUAUUAAUUGCCUACUUUGGUCCAUCUAAAUAUAUGAAAGUAUUUCAAAUGUUCUUAACACCCUUUCAUCAAAAAUCGACGAUCACACACAAUAUACCUUAUAAAUUAUUUAUUUGUUUAUUACACUUUUAUGCAUCAGCAGCCUGGAUUUUACCACCAACUUUAUUUUGCAUUCUAUGUCUAAUUGGAUGCAGUGAAUUUGAAAAGUUCAAUGAAUAUAUUAAACAAGAAGUUCAACAGUCAAAUGCACAAGAACGGGUUGAAUAUUGGCGUCAGUCUCAUAGUAGGCUAAUAAAACUUGUUCAUGCGUUAGAUUCAACGUUUCAAAUCUACGUUAGUCUCGCUCUAAGUAUCAAUAUUGUUAUGGCAUUUCUCAUGUUGUAUAUAAUAGCGAUGAUGUGGACACAUCGACUAGAUUUAGAUUUAGGACCGUUAUUCAUUGUGAUGGUCAAUUUUUGGGCAUUUUGCAGUAUGUUUUAUGUUUUUGUCGUAUCGGCUACAGCUGGAGUAUUAAAUUCAGUUACUCGAGGAUCUUUAACUUAUUUACAUCAGUUACCAGCCACUGGAUGUUCGAUUGAUUUCAAUACACAAGUAUUAGGUAUAUGUAUCGGUACCGGUAUCGAGAUACUGAUUAGUACUGAUGCUUGGCGACAACGUCUGAAUUCAGGUCUUGAAGGAAAAGCGCAAUAUAUCUGUUGA
This is a messenger RNA of Didymodactylos carnosus, 1263 nucleotides long. Lineage: Eukaryota; Metazoa; Rotifera; Eurotatoria; Philodinida; Philodinidae. The record is from the annotation of a GenBank genome assembly.